GGAUAUUUAUUGUCUGACUGGACAGAGAUCUAGGAUCUGGUCCUGGAAGUUCACUGGCAGUAACAUCCCCCCAACCAGCACAACAAUGUCUCCAAAGAAAGCAAAGAAGCGAUCAGAUGGGGCCAACUCCAAUGUCUUCUCAAUGUUUGAGCAAACCCAGAUUCAGGAGUUUAAGGAGGCAUUCACUAUUAUGGAUCAGAAUCGAGAUGGUUUCAUUGACAAAGAAGACCUCAGAGACACCUUUGCCGCUCUAGGUCGUCUGAAUGUGAAAAAUGAAGAAUUGGAAGAAAUGCUAAAAGAAGCUCCAGGACCAAUCAACUUCACUGUGUUCUUAACAAUGUUUGGAGAGAAACUUAAGGGAGCUGAUCCGGAAGAAACAAUUCUAAAUGCUUUCAAAGUGUUUGACCCGGAAGGCAGUGGACUCCUAAAAUCAGAUUAUAUCAGAGAAAUGCUCAUGACUCAGGCUGAGAGGUUCUCAAAUGAAGAGGUUGACCAGAUGUUCACAGCGUUCCCACCUGAUGUUACAGGAAAUUUGAACUACAAAAACCUUGUCCACAUCAUCACACAUGGAGAAGAGAAGGAGGAGUAAAGUGAUCCUGACAUUUGCUGAAAUUCCUGAUAUUUUAUCAGAUUAAAAAGUUAUUUUUGCCUCAAUUCUUUGUAUUAUUCAGAUUAACCCUUAUGACAAAGCAUCACCAUAAAAUUCCAUAUUAUUUGGUGUUUUACAUUGUACUACUACACCAUUUUUUCUUAAGGAACAUCCCACGAUUCUGUUAGUGACUUCAUGACUCAAAAAAACAGUAUGUGCAUAUCUAUGUAUGUAUGAUAAUAAAUGUUAUUUCUAUA
This is a messenger RNA of Pseudophryne corroboree (corroboree frog), 846 nucleotides long. It is a transcript of the gene MYL2, whose product is annotated as myosin light chain 2. The transcript is spliced from 7 exons. Gene Ontology annotation, cellular component: cytoplasm; myofibril. Lineage: Eukaryota; Metazoa; Chordata; Amphibia; Anura; Myobatrachidae. Gene Ontology annotation, molecular function: calcium ion binding. Gene Ontology annotation, biological process: heart development; cardiac muscle contraction; muscle cell fate specification. Bases 86 to 589 code for a protein of 167 amino acids. The record is from RefSeq and is a predicted model, not a curated record.